Messenger RNA from Ostreococcus tauri, 3024 nucleotides. RefSeq names its product Nucleotide-diphospho-sugar transferase. Gene Ontology annotation, molecular function: glycosyltransferase activity. The coding region runs from base 1 to 3024 and encodes 1007 amino acids. NCBI's taxonomy places the organism in Eukaryota, Viridiplantae, Chlorophyta, Mamiellophyceae, Mamiellales, Bathycoccaceae. Gene Ontology annotation, biological process: root hair cell development. The record is from RefSeq and is a predicted model, not a curated record. The transcript has a single exon.
AUGACGAGCUCGAGGCGAACGAGGGCGCUCUGGGCGCUCGGGCGCGGCGUCGCGUUGGGAUGCGCGUUGGCCCUGUUGCGAGUCGACAUCGAGCGGUUGGAUCCGAGAAAGGGGGCGUAUUUGUCGAGUGGGGACGUCGCGGUGCUGGGAGCUCCGUCGGAGACGCAGGAGGUGUCGGGGGAGGAGUUGAAGGCGUUGGACGCGCGCGUAGAGCGGGAGUUUGACGAGUACAAGCGGACGCGGGUCGAUGACGACGCGACGGUCGAUGACGACGCUGACGGUGAUGCGGUGGAAGAGCGCGCGGUAGAGGCUGUUGAGAAUGAGGUCGAAGACGCGCGCACUCCUGAGGAAGAGACGAAGACUUUAGAGACGAUCACGGAGACGCCCGUGAAGACAAAACUUUCAGAUGACGUGGAGAUUAUGGAGAAUGUCACACAGAGUCCUUCGACGGUUCCGUCGACGAAGGACGACGACACGUUGACGCGAAACCCGAUCAAGAGAGCAGUGUCGAGUGCUCCAUCGUUCCUCGAGCCUUUCGCGCUUCGUUCGAUAGAGGCGGAACGAUCGAACGCUUUCACGACUGAGGACCCGCGAAGGAAUAGGUGCGAUCCGAAAGAGACUGAUCAGACGCUCUGGGGCGCGCCGAGAGCGCUGGAUUUCGUCGUCCCUCUCGAAGCCGAGGCUUGGCCGCAAAAUUGUAAAGGUCGCGAGUCCCUGUGCGACGUUUUGAGACGCGUUGCCGUGAAUAGAGAAGUUUUAGCCGCCGUGGCGAACUCGGCUGCGCCUGGUCUGGACACAUUUCUGGACACAGUCAUGUCUCUGAAGAUGAAGAAUUUUCUCAUCAUAGCUCUGGACGAACCGCUCACGAAACGGCUGGACAAGUUGGGUGUUUCGUACUACUUUCACGCAGAUCCCGUGAUGGGUAAUCACAAGGUGAGCGCGAAAAAGUUUGCGCUGAUCCAAGAGUUUGUCUCCGUGGGAUGUUCCGUGCUUCUCACAGACACAGACGUCACGUACCAACAGAGUCCGUUCCCAUACUUGUAUCGAGAUAGCGACGUGGAGAGCAUGAGCGAUGGUUUCGACAACGAUUCCGCAAACGGGUUUUUACAAACGGUCGACGACGGUUCUCUCGGUCAAGCUCGACACAGAGCAUCGACUUUCAGAGUCGGCGCGCUGAACAGCGGGAUGUGGUACGUGAGCGCGACGCACGCAAGCUUGCGAUUAAUGAAAAUUAUGGCCCAUCGCAUGGCGACCGAGGAUUUGUGGGACCAGAGUGGAUAUAACCUCGAGUUGUGGUUCGCGAGCCGCGAUGCACACAUGACCUCUGGAGCCACGAUUCGAAUCAUGGACCCGUUCUGCUUCAUGAAUAGCAAGGUCAUGUUCAGGAUUGUUCGUCACACUGCGUCGUUACAACGAGAGAAACACACGCCGGUGGCGAUGCACGCCAACUACCACACCGACAAGGAGCACAAGAUACAGCUCGUGCAUGAAUACUACACCAACAAAGCGCCGAUAUCGACGCUCGAAUGUGACGUUGGAUGUGCGAGCGGUUUGAAGAGUAUCGUGGAGCUCGAAGCGGCUCACAUGAGCAACAUCAACGACGGCUUCAUCGGAAGCAAGAACUGGAAGCUAGGUAAAGAGGCUGCGUCGUCUUGUAAGCCGAAGAGGGCAUGGGAUGGAAAAAUAGACGGUCUCAAUCGAACUUUGCAUCUCAUUCGAGCGAAAGAUCGCGUGUGCACUGGGAAUGUAAACAUGAAGAAGACUGCGCAAAAAAUUUGUGACGUUCUCAACUCAAAGUUGGAAGUGGGUGAACAAGAGGAUGUCAUCCUCGUCGUGGCUGAUUCGCAGGACGCCGGAGCUUUGGAACUAUUGCUUGAACGUGGUAUCAAAAAGCAUGGACUGGGCAAACGCACCGUUGUUGUCUCUGAUGAUUCAGAAAUCACCAAAAUCAGUGAGGCUGCUGGUGUCGCAACGGUUCAAAAAUCGUCAAAGAAACUCUCAAAGGCGGCUCUCAAGUGGUACACCAUUCACACAAUUCUUCGUGACGGACGGGGCCUCGUGUUCGCCGACCCAAGUGUCGUUUUAAUCAGUGAUCCAUCGAAUUUCUUUUACAGAGAUUCCGAUAUAGAGACCGCAAGCGACGGUUGGGACGAUAUGUCUGCCUACGGAUACGAUCAUGUCGUCGACGAUCCAUCGAUGGACUGGAGCCGCUUCCUGCACGGAGGUCGUGUGGCAAGUUCGGACGCCGGUUUCUUCAGGAUUACGCCAACGCAUGAGUCUAUUUCUCUGGCCGAACGGCUCAUGACUCGGUUGACCGCAGCAGGAGAAGAUCCCGUGAAGAAUGGUGAACAAGACGUCUUCAACGCGGCUUUGUUUUAUCCAUCAUACGGAGACUUCACAUCCGUAGGAGUCAUGCGACGAACGCUCAAUUACCUGUGUUUCGCCAACUCAAAGACAGUUUUUCUCUUCAUGCGUAAGGACAAAACGAUCAAGACGAUCCCGAUGGUGAUUGAUUUCAGCUAUCACCCACGAGAAGUCGAACGCAUGCGAGACACGUACGAGUACUACGGCGCGCUCGCAAGCCAAGACACUAGCGCGCUCAAAACGAUAGAACCGAAGUUCUUGAAGUGGUCUAUCGCCGGUCGUGCCGGACGCGACGAAGGAGACACCACGAAACUGUGCCAAGUGAAGGUAACACCACCGACGAAGAGUGAAAUCGACGCGCACGAACUGGCGUCAAGUCUCGUCAAAGGACGCGAAUGGUCAUGGGCCGGUAACAAACCGAUGAAAUUUUUAGGUGGUGGUGAGCUCGAGACUCCGUGGGGCAAAGGAGCCUGGUCGUUAGUGAAAUCUGGUGAUGCAACACUAGAUGAUAGGGCAGUAUGGGCCGACUUUGUCGGCGCUCAUCAUCUUCUGAAGUUUGAGACCCCACAGGGAGGCGCGAAGAACUCGAUGUUUAUCUCUGAGAGGUGCGGCGACGGUACGCUCAUCGUUGGGCGCGAGGUGUUGAAGAAUAGCAUGUAA